This is a messenger RNA of Saccostrea cuccullata (small rock oyster), 2025 nucleotides long. Its product is annotated as coiled-coil domain-containing protein 180-like. Lineage: Eukaryota; Metazoa; Mollusca; Bivalvia; Ostreida; Ostreidae. The record is from RefSeq and is a predicted model, not a curated record. Bases 205 to 2025 code for a protein of 606 amino acids. The transcript has 17 exons.
GAUUGUUUAAAUAUGGCGUCAUAUUAUGACAAGUUCUCCAAAUGUAAACCAAAUUCGUACAUCAUUAUGGUAAACUAAAUAUUUAAAAGUGUCUUGCUUAAGGCAGAGACACACAGAAGAAAGGUUCACACGAAUCUGUGAUAGUCUUAUUCGCGAAAUACAUUUUGGACAGGUUAAACACUAAAGAAAAGGUGCAAAUAAAUCAUGGCGGAAACAGCAUCAAUGCGGGUUGUACCCAGUGGCAAGAUAUACAGACAGAUGUUUGAUGCCCAGGUACAACUCCAAAGAAGUCUAACAAAAAUGAAAAGUAGAGAAGCUGUUACUGCCACCCUUGAAGAUGAACCCACAGAGAGACAGAGCACAGCCAUACCUGUCGUCAAACUGACAAAGGAGGAUGUGGCUCAUGGACUCUUAACAGAGAGACAAAGGACCUGGGCUGAUGGAUUUCCAAAUGACCCUUAUGUUGAAAACCCCGUUUUACAUAAACAAUAUUCUGAAUUUGUGAGAUCCACAAUGAAAGAGAGUGAAUCAAGUAAAGCAGGAAAAGAGGUCCAGGGGCUGCCAGAUGUUGUCGUGCCUGCUAAAGAGGGAUCAAAUAUUAUUGAAAGAAUAGCAGCUAGCAGGAAGAAUAGACAUGAGUCUUGUGUUGAAGAUCUUCACCAGGAACUUAGCUUGAUCAAUUCUGAAUUGGAACCAGUAAUCACAGAAUAUAGUGAAACCUUAUUAAGAAAACUAGAAGAUGAUGACAAAGAAAUUGACCAUUUAUUGGCCAGAAUAGAGAGAGAUGAGGAUCUCUUAACAUACAAUCUGGAGGAACUACACAAACUCUGGGAUGAGAUUCAAGGUCACUCAGCAGAGAGACAGAAUUGGAUCAAUGAGCUGGACCAACAGUUGUCUAAAGUGGAAGAUGACCGCAUAGAUUUGAUGAGAAAUGUAUUCAAGUCAUAUGCCAAAACCUUGGAAAAGAUUGCCCACUUAAUGCCUCCAGAUCUCAGCCGAUUUCUUGACCAGGAGUCUCAGCUUGUGAACCAGACAAUGUUGAGUAAUAGGAGAGCAUAUUCUGACCUGUACGUCAGAUUAAUGUCAGCAGAUAUAGAGAGAGAGAAGGCUCAGUACACAAUCUGGAAGCGACGCGUGGAGGACUGGAGACAGCUCAACACAGAUCUAGCCAUCGAGCACUUCAGUAACUUUAUGCAAGAAGAAAAGAUUAUCACCCCUCCAGGAGUGACAAAAGUCUUCAACUUUAUGAUAGCUGAACAAGAACUGAUCAAUAAGAGAAGAUUAGAAGUUAUCACACAGCUAUGUGAUCUAAAGCCCCCAGCCUCCACAAAAACAGCUGUUUACCAGUGGGAUAAAACAAUAAAAAAUCUCACCAAGGAAAUAGAUUCUGUGAACCAGCUGCAUUUGUCCAAAAUUCAUGCUGAGUAUGAGAAAGUUUGUCAGGAUUGUUUGGAGAAAAUAGAAUUCAUUAAGAAAUCUCUGAUUGAUGACGGGAUUUGUGCCCCUCCCCGAGCCCAGCAGGUAGUGGAUCAGAACAUGCUCCCCCUGGUGGGAGAGAGACAGAGGGUGUUUGAGAACAACUUAGAAACAAUGGAGAAAGACCUAGAGAAGUACAUGAAGGAGACAACAGAGAGACUUAAGAUGCUGUUUAAGUUUGCUCAAGGAGCUGCCCAUGUUUGGGAUGUUCAUGAGAUUGGACUUGCAAAACAGGAGAGAGCAUUGCAGGAAAAACUGGAACAAUGUCGGCAGAUGCAUGACAACCAAAACCAGGAAAAGGAGGCUCAUUUAGACAUCAUCAUGGACAGGAUGAGGCAAGAUGCGACAGAGAAGCAACUAAAAGACAGCUUAGAGAAAGCCCUAAGUAUGCUGGGCAGAAUAAAAGAGGCGUAUGAGAUUUUUCACAAUGAGCAGAUGGACAUUGUUAAGAAUUACCCUAUGAUGGUGAGAUCUGAACUAAAGAGUUAUGAUGAGGGUGUGUGUAAAUUCUUUGAGGUUGGAAGGAAUCAGCCAAUUAUCUCCCAAUAA